GAUGAACCAGAGGUAGAGAGAUACAUUGCUACUAUUCUCAAUCCAAGAUUUAAGGAUCUAAGCUUCGAACCAAAAAAACUAAAGCUAAUUAAAAAAGAAUUAAAAUACAGAAUAGAGAUAGCAAAAAAUAAAUAUCUAACAGCCUCUGCUAAAAAUAAUCAAUCUUUUUCUUUAUUAAAUUUAUUAUUUGAAAAAUCUUCUCAAGAA
Molecule: messenger RNA, 207 nt
Organism: Dentiscutata erythropus
Lineage: Eukaryota; Fungi; Glomeromycota; Glomeromycetes; Diversisporales; Gigasporaceae
Source: the annotation of a GenBank genome assembly